AUGAGCGACGGUACUGCCCUUCACGAGCUGUCUGCGGGCGAGACAUACCAGAUAGAUAGCGACGAAUACGACUCGGACGAUCAAGGUGAUAACAUCGGCGAGAAGGAUUACGACGAGUUGGUGGCCGAGGCGGAAAAUGGCUUCACGGAUGAGGAAGUCGCAGUCUUGACUGCGGAACUUCGGGAGAAGGGGCUGGUCAACUUUCUCCGGGACUAUCUCGUCCCCGUCUCUGGUCCUGGUCAGACCCUCAGGAAGCUUCUCCUUGGUCUUGGAGUCAUACCACCCGUCCAUCUGCGCUCAUCCACGACGCCAGACAUACAGCUCCUUUCAUUCACCAAGAUCGUUCUCUCGCGGUUGCUUCGCCGGCGAACCAAGCUACCCGCUUACAACAGCGUCGAUGAUGCUGUAUCGCUCCUUCGCCAUGCGAAGAACAUCAUCGUACUGUCUGGCGCCGGUAUCUCUACAUCGUGCGGUAUCCCGGACUUUCGGUCUGCGAACGGGCUGUACGCGCAGAUACAGGAGGACGGGGAAUAUGACUUGAGCGACCCGCAGGAGAUGUUUGACAUUCGCUAUUUCAGGGAACAGCCAGAGGUCUUCUACUCUUUUGCCAAGCAGAUCUACCCAAGCAACUUUGUGCCGUCACCCUGCCACAGGUGGAUCAAGCUACUUGAAGAUCGAGGAAAGCUCCUCCGCAACUACACGCAAAACAUCGACACGCUCGAAACGCUUGCCGGCGUUCAGAAUGUCCUGCAAUGCCACGGAUCGUUCGCUACCGCCUCCUGUCUCCGCUGCAGACGGCGGGUACCAGGCACAGACAUCGAAGGGGAGAUCAUGCGGCAGGAGGUGCCCAAGUGCUCGGUGUGUCGUGCGGAGCGAGAAGCGGCCAGAGCGUACGAGAAGUCGGCAUCGGCGAAAGGAAAGCCAAAAGUGAAGGGCGGUAUGAUUUGGGGAGACGAGGAGGAAGAGGAGAAUGAGUGGGGCGGAGGGGAACCAGGUAUCAUGAAGCCGGAUAUCACCUUCUUUGGCCAGGCUUUAGACUCGAAGUUUGACGAAUGUCUCUUCAAGGACAGAGAAAAGGUCGAUCUGCUAGUCAUCAUCGGUACUUCUCUAAAGGUCGCACCUGUCAGCGAAGUCUGCACUCAUAUACCUCAUUCUAUUCCCCAAAUCUUCAUCAAUCUCACCCCCGUCGCUCAUGUACAGCCAGAUAUCUGCCUGCUCGGAGACGCAGACACCAUCGUCACGUACUUGUCCGAUCGGCUAGGUUGGAGUAUACCGCCGCCACCUUCCGCCUCGGCAAAGAAUCAACUAACAAUGACACCGCCUGGUGAGGUGGAGUUUGCCUCUGGCGUGGGGCCACUGUGA
Molecule: messenger RNA, 1362 nt
Organism: Dioszegia hungarica
Lineage: Eukaryota; Fungi; Basidiomycota; Tremellomycetes; Tremellales; Bulleribasidiaceae
Product: DHS-like NAD/FAD-binding domain-containing protein
Exons: 8
Coding region: 1-1362 (453 amino acids)
Molecular function (GO): NAD+ binding
Source: RefSeq, a predicted model, not a curated record